CCCCCGUCCGCAUCCUGCGCCGGGCUCGGGGAAUGGCCAGACUCACCGAGGGCGAGGCGAGGCGGCAGCAGCAGCUCCUGCAGCCCAGAGCCUCCCCCAUGAGCAGCAGCAGCAGCAGCAGCUCGGACCCCCCCGCGCAGCCGGACAGCAUGAAGGACCUGGAUGCCAUCAAGCUGUUCGUGGGGCAGAUCCCCCGCAACCUGGAGGAGAAGGACCUCAAGCCCCUCUUCGAGCAGUUCGGCAAGAUCUACGAGCUCACCGUGCUCAAGGACCGCUACACCGGCAUGCACAAGGGUUGUGCAUUUCUCACAUACUGUGCCAGAGAUUCUGCCAUCAAAGCCCAGACUGCACUACACGAACAGAAGACUUUGCCGGGGAUGGCCCGUCCAAUCCAGGUGAAGCCGGCGGACAGCGAGAGCCGUGGAGGUAGGGACAGGAAGCUGUUUGUGGGGAUGCUAAAUAAGCAGCAGUCUGAGGAUGACGUGCUCCGGCUCUUUGAACCCUUUGGGGUCAUUGACGAAUGUACCGUGCUCCGGGGACCUGAUGGCAACAGUAAAGGCUGCGCCUUUGUAAAGUUUUCAUCUCACACAGAGGCUCAAGCAGCAAUCCACGCACUGCACGGCAGCCAGACGAUGCCUGGUGCCUCCUCCAGUCUAGUCGUGAAGUUUGCUGACACCGAUAAGGAGAGGACCCUACGUCGGAUGCAGCAAAUGGUGGGGCAGCUGGGGAUUUUCACUCCGUCUCUCACCUUGCCGUUCAGCCCGUACAGCGCGUACGCGCAGGCUCUGAUGCAGCAGCAGACGACGGUUCUCUCCACAUCUCAUGGCAGCUACCUGAGCCCAGGUGUCACCUUUUCCCCAUGCCAUAUCCAGCAGAUCGGCGCCGUCAGUCUAAACGGGCUACCAGCCACCCCGAUUGCGCCGACCUCAGGGCUACACUCGCCUCCUCUCCUGGGCACAGCCGCAGUUCCGGGGCUGGUAGCGCCAAUCACAAACGGGUUCACUGGGGUGGUGCCUUUCCCGAGCGGCCAUCCCACCUUGGAGACAGUUUACGCCAACGGCCUCGUGCCCUACCCAGCUCAGAGCCCCUCGGUGGCAGAGACCUUGCACCCAGCCUUUACCGGGGUUCAGCAGUAUGCAGCCAUGUAUCCGACCACGACCAUCACCCCGAUAGCCCAGACCAUCCCCCAGCCGCAUCCCAUCCUGCAGCAGCAGCAGCGAGAAGGUCCCGAAGGCUGCAACCUCUUCAUCUACCACCUCCCUCAGGAGUUUGGAGAUAACGAGCUGAUGCAAAUGUUCCUGCCCUUUGGCAACAUUAUCUCCUCCAAGGUGUUCAUGGACCGAGCCACCAACCAGAGCAAGUGCUUUGGUUUUGUGAGCUUUGACAACCCGUCCAGUGCCCAGACUGCCAUCCAGGCCAUGAACGGCUUCCAGGUCGGAAUGAAGAGGUUGAAAGUUCAGUUAAAACGACCCAAGGACGCCAGCCACCCCUACUGACAGUAUGUGAAGCCAGGAUUCAGUGCUGCAGCACAGGCAAAGGAACCAUCCAGAGGAAGAAGAACUUCUGCUUCAAGCUGAUUUCAGGAGAGGCCAGUAAAUUUAAGAACUCUUUUGACACCGCCCCUUUCCGUCCCACCCUGCCCCCCCCCCGCCCCGAAAACGUGAUGCUCCAAAGAGAAGAGAUGCUUUGGAAGGCUUGACAUCGACCCAGCGGGAAGAGUCUUGUCACAGCUGGCUGCUGCCACCACCACCAUUACUGAGGGAGGAGGGGGCCAGAGAAGUCGACACUCAUGGGGACCAGGCUGCCUUCUGCUCAGAAUAGGUGUGGAGUGCUGUGGACUAAGAAAACUCAAUUGUUGCGUCUCUAGGUCACCACAGCAACUCACGGGAUUUUGGCUUUCACCCUUUCAUAUAUAAAUAUAAAUAUAUAUAUAAUAUAUAUAUAUAUAUAUACAGUCUCUAUUUUUUUUUAACGUAAAUCACAGGACCAAACUUUUCCAUUCAGAGACUCCCUCCUCCUCACCUCCAGAGGGGUUAGGAGCAAAAGUGUUACUGCUGGGACAGCACUUCCUCUACGGGGACUGCACAAGGGCCUGGAUGUUGUCAGAGGAUGUGGCCACGGGGAGAUCCUCUCUCCACUUGGUAUUAGCAAGCGGUGAGGAGAGAGCGAACUAUAUACCUCCAGGAAUGGAGUAAGGCCAUCUCAAGAUUCACUCACCCAUCAACCUUAGCACCAGCUUGAUUAAAGCUACUGAGAGGUCUCAGUCUUACUUCUUGGAGGGCUUCUGGAGACCAGGCUACUGGAAUUUGGCGCUGAAGCCCAUCCUGAGCACCCCUGGAAUGGGAAAUAAGGUACCUUUACCCUUCAUCCCCGGCAACAGCAGCCCUUCCCCGUGCUCAGCAAAGAACCCUUGACUUUCAUCGUUCUCCAUGGCAACAGGGAAUUUUUCUCAACCUAUCAAAGGCCAGCGCUGUAAUCCUACAGCAGAGAGAUGGAAGCCUGAAAUGGCCUCCACGUUCCAGCUAGAACAUAGAGCUUUUUAUCAAGCGUUUAGCAUUUCCAAACCAAACAUUCCAUUGGCAACGAUGUUUACUCCAGUUGAGGACCUCUUAUCCCCUCCGCAAGGCUUUUCAGAGCAGAUCCACGGAGGAUAACAUUGUAAAAGAGGUUGUUUUGUUUUUUUCCAGCAUUCCCUCACCCUUCCAAGGACAAAUUAUACCGUAUGCAGCAUAUAUAGAUAUAGCUAUAGAUAUAGAUACACUUAAGCACAGAACCCAGGUCCGAGCUUGGUUAAUUGGAGCUCUCCUAAAGUAGGGAUCGUAUGGACAAGCAGCAUCCAUUGAACAACUUGAAAGAGUCCCUUUAAGGUUCUACCAAAAUAAGUUUAAGCAAAAGAAAAAAAACAACUUCUGAACAACUAGUCCAGAGUUUGCUAAUGUGCGAAGAACAUUCCUGUGUGUGUCUGCGUGCGUAUGUGUGUGUCUGCGUGUGUUUAAAUAACAUCAGCAGAGGGUUGGUGGGGAAAGACUGAUGUAGCAGGUUUAGAAGAGAGCACUGAGGACUACGUUUCUCUUGGGACCUUUAUAAUCUGUCAUCAUUCUCCAGCUUCCCACGUGCAGAUAUUGCCCAGGCUCUUUAAGAAAGUACAUUUGUGGAUCUUCACCAACCCUCGCUGUCUGAUUCUGAGAACACAUGAGAGAGAGGAUGAAGCAUUGAAAGCUUGUGCGUUUCUAUCGUCCAUGUUUACUGAUUGUAAAUACCAUUUUUAUACUUAACAUCUAUUAUGUACGUGAUUUGUACGAUGUUCUUUAUUUCUGCUACAAGUGAUUUCAUGAAGUUUGAACUUUAAUCAAAUUUUGAACACAAAAAAUAUUACCAACAAAAAGCAAAACAAAAAAAAAAUAAGGACUUUGGAAAUUUUAGGUUGAGCUGGUUUGAACUACGUGUCUAAGAUCAGUUUCUUCCAUGACAGUUACCAAUGUGAUCGAUCCGGUGUUGCAGGUGAGAUUCAAGCUGUGUCUUAAUGUCAAACUCCUCGCUCUGGUCUAAAGAAUCCGAAAUUUAUUUAAUAAAAGUUUUACUUGUUAAGUAACUGGUUUUCGGAUGUUGGUUGUGUCCCUCGCCAAAUGGUUUCUUGGGUUUGAAGACAGUCAGGAAGGACCCAGAUUAGUAAAGCAUUUAAAUACAGGCUUAAGGCCAUCCCUAUUCAGCAAAUCAGUUGGGGUACAUCUGCACUGCAGCUGGGAGAUGUGAGUCCCUCAGCUCAGGGAGACAUACUCGGGUUAGCUUUAGUUGCACUAAAGAUAGCAGUGUGGCCAUGGCAGCAGGAGUCUUAUGACCUCUAAGCACCUGCCUAAGACUUCAAACAGGCUCAUACGUGAGCUGCCAGCCCAAGCCGCCAGGGCCACUCUGCUGUUUUUAGCACACUAGCUUGAUCAAAGCUAGCACAUGCAUGUCGCCCCCCAAGCUGGGUAUCACGUCAGCCCGCUGCAGUGCCACUGUACCCUUAAGCACUGGUCCACAGUCAAGCAUGUACUUAGGUUCCCUCUGUAUUCAGCAAGGCCUGUAGACUUGGGAACGGACAGAAAGGAGGGUCCAACUCAGGCUUUGUGCCAGCAAAUGUUCUUAUGAACAGGCAUCCCUAAAGGGCAGUAGCUCUCUAGGACGUUCGAUGGCACCAUCCCCAGAAUAGCCGCCCCAGCACCUCGCCCUUUAUUGAUGGCUCCAGCCCAUGUGAACGCUGCGAGACAGGGAGCGGCAGCAUUUGAGAACUGGGGACAUGGAGGCCAGGCCCUGACCUGUCAGUUCCCCACUCCCCGCGCUGUGUUUUAGCCACCGCGUCACGCCAGCAAGCGGUUUCAGCCCCAGCUCUAGGUGUCUCGCCGAAGAGAGCUGGCCAGAAUCGUACACUUUGGCAUGCAGCCUCUGAAAGCCAACCGCAUCACCCGCGCCCCAGCAGGGCAGAACCAGCCCCAGCUCAGUGACCUACAGCAGCUACAAGGCGAAUGGGCUUUUCUUUACGCCACUGUCUUCUCUCACUCUUCUAAUGUGUUAGUGACAAAGUCCAGCUGUUUUAUUUUUAAGCGAUUAGUUCCCACAGCAGCUCGGUAAAUAAAAUGGACCAGCCCUUCAGGACUCAAACUCGACACUGGCCCAUCUAUUAACUUACACCAGAAUAUCUGAGCCUGCCGAGAGAGAGAGAGAAACCCUCCUCUGGUCUGUAGCAUAAGGGAAGCGAGACUGGUCAGCCCAGGGCAGCAGGAUCUUGUGUUCGAGAUUAGCUCAGCCCUGGUCUGUUGCGUGUAGGUUUCAGUUUUCCCUUCUGAAAAUGGAAUUAACGUUUCUUUUCCAAGCAGCCCUGCUUUAUAAAGUGCUUUGGGCUACUCCUACAAAAGGUGCUCAAGGAAAGCAAAGGGUUCUGGAGAAAUAAAGGCUCUUACAGGCUCGCUUUUCAUGUUUCCCCCUCAAAGUCAUGGUGCUCCUGGCAGAGGCUUUAUAAGUGCCCUUAUUGUUCUAGUUUAUGUUUAAACCAUUGGAGACCCUUUUCCCAAUCUCUAUGUGUUGCAUUCAGAGACGGAUUAGUUUUUUGGGGUCCUGAGCCAGAGAAAGUGGGAGCCCCUCCCCCCCACCUCUCAUGCUCCU
Chelonoidis abingdonii (Abingdon island giant tortoise) is the source of this 5142-nucleotide messenger RNA. It is a transcript of the gene CELF5, whose product is annotated as CUGBP Elav-like family member 5. Gene Ontology annotation, molecular function: RNA binding. The record is from RefSeq and is a predicted model, not a curated record. NCBI's taxonomy places the organism in Eukaryota, Metazoa, Chordata, Testudines, Testudinidae.